AAACAUCUUCAGUCGAUGUUAUAAGUUGCAAACGGGAAGAUGUUUACAUUGCGCUGGAAUUCUUAUCGGAUUUUUCAAUAUUUAUUGAUCUUGUUUUUUGUGUCAAGAGCGGUGAUUGCCGGACAAACGCCUAAAAAAUGUGCAGCAUUUAAUGAAUAUUGUCAAAAUCAUUGGGACUGCUGCUCGAAUAGCUGUAUGAGCUAUAUGUAUCGUUGUAGCCGUGGUUACAAUGUCUAUCCUUAUCCCUUUUUGGGUGUCAGCUAUAAACCAACUGUAACCUUUGAUCAAAUACUUGAACAAAAUUUCGGCAGCUCAAAUGCUAUUCCUGCUUACCAACCUAAACCUUAUUUUGUUAGUCGUUUUGGUGGUCUCGAUGAAGCAAGUACCACUGAAGUCCAAAUUGUUCUACAAAAGAAAUCGGAGGAAACUACUACCACUGCGACAACUAACAACGAAUUAACUAGUACUUUGAAAAAUCCAAUUGAGUUGCCGGAAACCAUAGCUGUAGUGGAAAAUCGUUUAGGGGAGGAGCUAAAUGUUACUCAGAGAAAAGAUAAUGCUGAUGUUUUGCCAACAACCGAAGCAGCUUUAGUUACAAGCUCCACAACAAAACCACCUUGUUCGGAAAUUGGUGUAAAGUGUUACACUAAUGAUGAAUGCUGUAGCAAACGAUGCCAUGGAUUCUUACAUCAGUGCGUUACAUGAAUAAAACAUAUUUUUUGUAAUUCAUUAAAAUCUAAAUCCUUUGUGAAUGCCUGACUAAAUGCAUGAAUUUCUAUAAACAAUAAUUUGUCAUAAUUUUAAACAAAUACAGAAUUUUUGGAAAAAAAUAAAAGUUUUAUAUUCCCACAAAAUUAAA
Calliphora vicina (urban bluebottle blowfly) is the source of this 859-nucleotide messenger RNA. RefSeq lists its product as uncharacterized. The transcript has 3 exons. Lineage: Eukaryota; Metazoa; Arthropoda; Insecta; Diptera; Calliphoridae. The record is from RefSeq and is a predicted model, not a curated record. Bases 40 to 705 code for a protein of 221 amino acids.